This is a messenger RNA of Saccoglossus kowalevskii, 1572 nucleotides long. RefSeq names its product fatty acid hydroxylase domain-containing protein 2-like. Gene Ontology annotation, molecular function: oxidoreductase activity; iron ion binding. Lineage: Eukaryota; Metazoa; Hemichordata; Enteropneusta; Harrimaniidae. Gene Ontology annotation, biological process: lipid biosynthetic process. The record is from RefSeq and is a predicted model, not a curated record.
UUACUUUCAUGUCAAGCAGAAAACCCAUGACGAUUGAAUUAUAUUCACAUUUAUUUUGAUAAACAAGCAGCAGUCAUCGACCAGCAGAAAUGCAAGAGAAGGUAAUGGAACAGAGUUGCCGACAAGCACCAGCUUUAGCUGAAAACCCCGCGCCUCAAAAAACUGAUCGCUUGGCCCAGUCUUUUGACUCGAUCAGGAAGUAUAUGUUCAUUACUGGAUCAGCACUAUUAGUAUUCAUUGCACUUCGUAACUCCCUGACAUGGCAUCUGCAGCGGUUCUGGGGAGCCUCAGGGAACUUUUGGCAGUACCGAUGGGAGCAGGUUUAUGAUUACUGGGAAGGCGACGCCUGGACCUUAGCUGUGAUUGGUACUGUUGUUGUGACUACCAUUCCAUAUUGGUUGUUUGCCUCAAUGUUUUUAUUCAUCGACUAUACUGGUAAACCUGCUUUUCUGCUAAAGUACAAGACGCAACCAGAAAAAAAUGCACCGGUUGAUCCAGUUCGUUUUCGUAACGCAAUCCUGACUGUUAUAUUCAACCAAACAGUUUUCUCGGUACCAUUUAUAUGUGUAAUGUACCACAUCUAUACAUGGAGAGGUGUGGAUUUUGGUCGUGAAUUGCCGACAUUUCAGUGGGUUAUAUUUGAGCUGGUUGUCUUCAACCUGGUAGAAGAGUUUGGAUUCUAUUACACUCACAGGACAUUACAUCAUCCAGCUCUCUACAAGCACAUCCAUAAGUUACACCAUGAGUGGACAGCACCUAUAAGUGUUAUAUCUCUGUAUGCUCACCCAGUUGAACACAUCUUAUCAAAUAUGCUGCCUCCUAUGCUGGGACCACUUAUAAUGGGAUCACAUAUAGCAACUAGCUGGUUGUGGUUUGUCAUUGCUUUGCUAUCAACCAAUGUUGCUCACUGCGGAUACCAUUUCCCACUGUUGCCGUCUCCUGAAGCACACGACUUUCACCAUCUAAAGUUCACUAAUAACUUUGGCGUCCUUGGAGUAUUGGAUCGGCUACAUGGAACCGAUGAACAAUUCCGUGCUAGCAAAGCUUACCAACGUCAUUUUAUGCUUUUAUCCUUGACACCGGUAUCCCAGCAAUUCCCGGACAGUCCAAAGAAGAAAUCAGAAUAAAGCAUUGGUUUACCCACGGUUACUAAAAAAGACGGUUAGGAAACGAACCAUGUUCUUUUCAUUGGAUGCGUGUCGCGGGUAAACAUUUGAAACAAAAGACGUACUAAUCUGUGAUAAAUCAUUAACAUAAAAUGUAGACAGGAAAUCACACAAUUAUGACGUCAUUUUCCCCAGAGUUCAUUACAAUCAACAACUGCAUGUCAUUUUAUUAUGUCUCUGUCGAUAUUUUCAGUAAUACUAAAGUGUAAGUUGUUCCAGUGAAUCCUGACAAAACCUGUCGCUCGGUUUAAACUCAAUACAAAUUCGCCUGUCUUGUAUGGCAUUUUCGUUUCUAAAUAACAAGAUCGGCAGAAAACUGAAAUAAAAAACCAACAAAACAUGAUCAGAAAAAAAGACGUCAAAGAAACCAUACAAGUGUUUAUAUUUCAGCCAGGCGAAAGUUUUA